GACUUCCGGCCUUUUGGUUUUCGGCUCGGAGGAGGCCGCGGUGCAACUUUCUUCGGUCGUCCCGAAUCCGGGUUCAUCCGACACCAGGCGCCUCCACCAUGCCACCCAAGUUCGACCCCAACGAGAUUAAAGUCGUGUACCUGCGGUGCACCGGCGGCGAGGUGGGUGCCACGUCCGCCUUGGCCCCCAAGAUCGGCCCCCUGGGUCUGUCUCCAAAGAAGGUGGGAGAUGACAUUGCCAAGGCCACCGGGGACUGGAAGGGCCUGCGGAUCACGGUGAAGCUGACCAUCCAGAACCGACAAGCGCAGAUCGAGGUGGUGCCGUCGGCCUCUGCCCUGAUCAUCAAGGCCCUCAAGGAGCCGCCCAGGGACCGCAAGAAGCAGAAGAACAUCAAACACAGUGGGAACAUCACAUUUGAUGAAAUUGUCAACAUCGCCCGGCAGAUGCGCCACCGAUCCUUAGCCAGAGAACUUUCUGGAACCAUCAAAGAGAUUCUGGGGACUGCCCAGUCAGUGGGCUGCAAUGUGGAUGGCCGCCACCCGCACGACAUCAUAGAGGACAUCAACAGUGGUGCAGUGGAAUGCCCAGCUAGCUAAGAAGAGAAAAUGUUUCAAUAAAGGAUCAUCUGGCAACCA
This is a messenger RNA of Ochotona curzoniae (black-lipped pika), 635 nucleotides long. RefSeq names its product ribosomal protein L12 (gene RPL12). The record is from RefSeq and is a predicted model, not a curated record. Gene Ontology annotation, biological process: translation. Lineage: Eukaryota; Metazoa; Chordata; Mammalia; Lagomorpha; Ochotonidae. The transcript is spliced from 7 exons. Gene Ontology annotation, cellular component: ribosome; cytosolic large ribosomal subunit. Bases 99 to 596 code for a protein of 165 amino acids. Gene Ontology annotation, molecular function: structural constituent of ribosome; large ribosomal subunit rRNA binding.